This is a messenger RNA of Pimephales promelas (fathead minnow), 2142 nucleotides long. Lineage: Eukaryota; Metazoa; Chordata; Actinopteri; Cypriniformes; Leuciscidae. The record is from RefSeq and is a predicted model, not a curated record.
CUUGUACCUGUGGAGAUGCCUGACAAAAUCUGUGGUUGCUCACCAGAGUCAUUGAGGGUUAGUCCAGGAAAGACUGUUGCUGUGGUCACAAUGAAUGGACGACAUGAUCUAAGCAUGCCCGAGUUAAUUUGUGAGGCAUGCCAAGCCACUUGGACUUCUGGAGUCGCUGACCUAAACAGAAGUGACUACUGGCCUGCAACCCUUCAAUUUGCCACAGUUUAUGCCACAGAUGUCUUUUUUUCAUUUGAAGAAAUGAAGAUGGCGGCACCAGGACUGUCCUGCCAAGCAUUUUUAAGAAUGCUGAAUCAGCGAACUGUCCGCUUUGGUCGUGUGACUACUUAAUUUUGAUAUUUGUUGAGUUGUGGUUUGAUAAACUGUUUGAUGCUAAUUUAUUUGUUGUACAUUAUUAGCUGUUGGUUUUCUUGUUUUUAAUAGACUGGCAAGAUCUCAGCAGACAGUUUUCUGAAAAGUUGUUUUGAGUGGGAGGCUGUGCGAUUUGAGUUGGACAAUAUGUGCAAGGAAGAACCCUUUAACUGUCCUGCGUGCACCCCUGAAAUGCUUGCAGUUUCAGUUGAUGGAAACCGCAAGCAUUAUCGUUUCAAGAAUGCUGCUAGAUCUGAGGAACAGGCCAUCUUUGAAGACGUCUUCAUUGCCAAGGAUGAAGACGUGAAAAGAUUUGUGGACCACAUUCACAACACAACCAAACAUGUCAGUGGAAGAGGUGUUUGUGGAGGUGAGUGGUCAGCAGCCAGAGAGACCUCACAAAGAUCUUCCAGCAAGGUAGACGAGGAGGGAUUGGAGCUUGCGGUGUGUCGGCACGGUGUCCUGCUCUCUGCCUUAAAUAUGAAUAGGGGGGAAAUUUUUGCCUAUCCCCUGUACCUGCAAGAAAAGCUGGCCAGUAGGCAAAUCACUUUUUUUUUGCAUGGAUGUGACCUGCAAAUAUUGGCCCUACCUCCAAAGAGUUGCGAAAAGCUGUCCAGAGCUCCAGCACCUUCUGAACAUGAAGCCUUUCCUUUCGGUAUUUCAUGCCAAAGCCCAUGAUUUUAAAUGUGAGGUGAAAUGGAGUGGGGCAUAUCAGGAUGGGGCUGGUCUAACACUGGGGGAGGAGGUGGAACAGUGCAAUGCCUUCCUCUCUAGGAUUGCAGUGACCACAAAACAUAUGUCAAAGGCAGGACGCACAGACAUGCUCACUCUCAUGGCCAUGCGCUGGAAUCAGCAAAAGGUUAACAAUUUGGCAAUCUCACUGACCCGCCGAUAUCAAAAGACCACAAAAUCUCUGCAAAGCCAGUUACAAAACCUAAAGACCAUGAAAGCCCAAUUGACAGUGACAGCGAGCCAAUUGGAAGACUGGGUGAAUGAUGUAAAGGAUUGGGCUGACGCAACAACAGCAACAACAACUACGAAUGAUGCUGAUGCCCUGGCCAGCAGAAUUGAGGUGCUGGUAGCCAGUAUCAAGAGACGUUCCCAGCGUCUCUAUAAAGAUAACGAUGGCAACAAAGGUCGAGCCAGAAUCCGCCGCAAGAUCAGGGAGGAGAAGGGAAUCCUGACAUCUGUUGUGGAGAAAUACAACAGAAUGGUUCCAAUCACAGAAACUCUUUGCCUAGACACCAUUUUGUCUGGUGAGACAGCUUGGCCAUGGCAGCUCCCACACAGUGACUCUGUCGAUCUAAGGACAAAGAGAAGAGCUUUUGACAUCAUCAUGUCAGUAAGGAGGCUUGAGGAGGAGCAGAAGAUUCUUGUUGCAGAGAUGGACCACCAUUGGAAAUCUCUCUCAGCUCGUUCUGAUACCCUCAGAGAGCUGUCCUGCUUAUUUUCAAAUUCGCAAUGUGAUCUAAGUGGAGAGGGUUUGAAAGGUCUGCACAGCAUCAUCCCGAAAGCGGCAUCAAAUCAGAGAAAUGAAGGUGCAAGCAAGAGACUGUUACCUCCAAGUUUUGUCUGGAGCAGAGAACAUCAGCUUUUUGGACAAUGCAUCAUCUGAUGAGUACGACAGUGAUGAUGACAUUUCUGAUGAUGGACUGUAAUCUACAAGACUGUAACACCUUUCAUACUUGGACAAUAGCCUUAACUAUGAAUAUAAAGCAUGUAAUAAAAUCUGCUAUUUAUCACCAUAUAAAUAAAACCAAAGUGUAACCUCUUCUUUCA